AGUGGGUGCCAGUACCAGGUACUCGGGACUCCCAACCCACGCGAAGCGAGAAAGGCAGCGACGGCCGCGUCGGACCCCGGGUUCGCUCCGCGGAGCAGUGACCAGGAGGGGUGGGCAGAGCGGGGCCCAGCCCGGACGCCGGCUCGACACGUGUGACCCCUCGUGUGCCCGAGGCCCCGCCGCAUCUGUAGGCACACCCAUCGCCUCCUUGGCCAGGACUCACCUGGGCAACACCGUGGCCAGAAGCCCUCAACUGCCAUCUGUGACCCCAACACUUGGGACCCCAACACCCGGGAGGGACUACCCGUGGAGACUCACGCGGAACCCUCCUCUCAACCUGCGCCAUCCCCCGACUGCCCCCGCGACCCCAGCCCUCGCCGCGGAGGGCGCGCCGUUCUCUCUACUCCCAGCCUUUUUGGAGGGAGCAAUGGCCGUGGCUCCCGACGGGGCGACCCCGCGCGUGCUCUUCGGAGACUGGCUUCUGGGCGAGGUCAGCAGCGGCCGCUACGAGGGACUACGGUGGCUGGACGCGGCCCGAACGCGCUUCCGCGUGCCCUGGAAGCACUUCGCGCGGAAGGACCUUGGAGAGGCCGACUCGCGCAUCUUCAAGGCCUGGGCUGUGGCCCGCGGCAGGUGGCCUCUCCAUAGCAGCGGAGGUGCCCGGCCGACCGCCGAGAGUGCGCUCCGAGCUUCCUGGAAAACUAACUUCCGCUGCGCGCUGCGCUGUACGCGGCGCUUCGUGAUGUUGCAAGACAACUCGGGGGACCCUACCGACCCUCAUAAGGUGUACAUGGUCACCCCCGAGCCGGCGUGCGAAGAGUCGCAAGUCCAGUGUUCCCCCAACCCUAAUUCUCCCUCAGAAAGCCCAGGCAUUAGCCAGGGGGAGGACGAGGCCCUUGAAGAUGCCCCACCUACAAGGGAUGGGCUUCUGGGGCCAUACCUGGCAGCAGAUGCUGGCGAGAGGCUGGGGCAUGGGCUGGCCGGGCUGAGCCCUGAGCCCUGUGCCUCAAGCCCAGCUGGAGAUGCUGGGGACCUAUUGCUCCAGGCUCUGCAGCAGAGCUGCCUGGAGGACCAUCUGCUGACAGCUGCGUGUGGGGUGGAGCCGAUAGUCCCUGAGGCUCCUGACACAGGUCCACCCCCAGCCCCCGGGCAGCCCCGAGAGGCGGAGCCCCGCACCACAGCCUCCCCCAGUGCCUGCACCCUGAUGGCAGGGCAUCUGCACGUGGCUGGCCCCACCUGCUCACAGCUCGGUCUGCACACACUGCCCAGCUUGGGGGCCCUGGACUUGACCAUCACGUACAAGGGCCGAACAGUGCUGCAGGAGGUGGUGGGGCGCCCAAGCUGUGUGCUCCUGUAUGGCCCCCCCGGUGUAGGUGGUGGGGCUUCAGAGCCCCAGCGAGUAGCCUUUCCUAGCCCCGCCGAGCUGCCUGACCAGAAGCAGCUCCACUACACAGAGAAGCUGCUGCAGCACGUGGCCCCCGGCCUGCAGCUGGAACUCCGGGGUCUCAGGCUGUGGGCCCGGCGCCUGGGCAAGUGUAAGGUCUAUUGGGAGGUGGGAGGGCCCCUGGGCUCGGCCAGCCCCUCCACCCCCGCCUGCCUGCUGCCCCGGAACUGCGACACCGCCAUCUUUGACUUCGGCACCUUCUUCCAAGAACUGGGGGAGUUUCAGGCCUGCCGGCGCCGGGGCUCCCCUCACUACACCAUCUAUCUGGGCUUUGGGCAGGACCUGUCAGUGGGGAGGCCCAAGGAGAAGAGCCUGGUCCUGGUGAAGCUGGAGCCAUGGCUGUGCCGGGCAUACCUGGAGGGCGUGCAGCGCGAAGGCGCGUCCUCUCUGGACAGCAGCAGCCUCAGCCUCUGCCUGUCCAGCUCCAACAGCCUCUAUGAUGACCUGGAGCACUUCCUGGAGCACUUCCUGAUGGAGGUGGAGCAGCCUGGCUAGGCUGGGCCCCCAGCCCCUCCCGAUCUAAUAAAAAGAUCCC
Mesoplodon densirostris (Blainville's beaked whale) is the source of this 1979-nucleotide messenger RNA. RefSeq names its product interferon regulatory factor 7 (gene IRF7). Lineage: Eukaryota; Metazoa; Chordata; Mammalia; Artiodactyla; Ziphiidae. The transcript is spliced from 9 exons. The record is from RefSeq and is a predicted model, not a curated record. Gene Ontology annotation, cellular component: nucleus. The coding region runs from base 428 to 1939 and encodes 503 amino acids. Gene Ontology annotation, biological process: immune system process; regulation of transcription by RNA polymerase II. Gene Ontology annotation, molecular function: RNA polymerase II cis-regulatory region sequence-specific DNA binding; DNA-binding transcription factor activity, RNA polymerase II-specific; protein binding.